CUUUAAUCGAGCGUUGAUUGGCUUAAAGUUGUUCGAGCUAAGCUUUGAUUGGUGAAUUUUCUGGCUUUCCCGGCGAUGCGGAUCCUCAUUUGCAUGCAUCAUCUUUUAUAAAUAGAUCGAUCAUCGGUUUGGCAUUAUCAUUCUCGCACCAGCAGCAAUCAGAAUGCCGUCACAGAGAAGUCCUACCAAGCGAAGUCCAACCAAGCGUAGCCCCCAGAAGGGAGGCAAGGGUGGCAAGGGAGCCAAGCGCGGAGGAAAGGCCAGCAAGCGUCGUGGAGUCGCUGUGAAAAGACGUCGCCGUCGACGUGAAAGCUAUGGAAUCUACAUCUACAAAGUGUUGAAGCAAGUCCAUCCCGACACUGGCAUUUCAAGAAGCGCCAUGUCCAUCAUGAACAGCUUUGUUAACGAUGUGUUUGAGCGCGUCGCUAGUGAAGCCUCGCGUCUUACCACGUACAGCCGUAAGAGCACCGUUUCAAGCCGCGAAGUACAGACUGCUGUUCGUCUGCUUCUUCCUGGUGAGCUUGCUAAGCACGCCGUUUCAGAAGGUACCAAGGCUGUCACCAAAUACACCACAUCCCGAUAGAUGGACUCAAGUUCCAUCUCGUAGACAACGGCUCUUUUCAGAGCCACCCAAUUUUCAAGAAAGAAACCGUGGAUUUGACUCUGAAAUCAUAAAAACAAAAGAACCUUCAAAAAAGGCUUCAUAAAACACAAUUUCCCAAAUCACUGCCU
Lytechinus variegatus (green sea urchin) is the source of this 732-nucleotide messenger RNA. Its product is annotated as histone H2B.1, sperm. Gene Ontology annotation, molecular function: DNA binding; structural constituent of chromatin; protein heterodimerization activity. The transcript has a single exon. NCBI's taxonomy places the organism in Eukaryota, Metazoa, Echinodermata, Echinoidea, Temnopleuroida, Toxopneustidae. The record is from RefSeq and is a predicted model, not a curated record. Gene Ontology annotation, cellular component: nucleosome. The coding region runs from base 164 to 583 and encodes 139 amino acids.